Molecule: messenger RNA, 1998 nt
Organism: Linnemannia hyalina
Lineage: Eukaryota; Fungi; Mortierellomycota; Mortierellomycetes; Mortierellales; Mortierellaceae
Source: the annotation of a GenBank genome assembly
AUGAUCUCAAAGACCGAGCCUGGACUGUCCAGGCCAAACGACAACCCCUUCGACAUGACCUCCUCAGCACAACACACUGCCCAUGUCGGACUUUCUGGACAUGCUUCCGUUCAGUCCUACAAGUCCAUUGUCGACUUUACUGCAGAGGAAAAGGCACAGCUCGACUCAGAUCUUCCAAAAUACCUCCCACCCGAAUUUACAGCCACUCGUGCCGGACCUGGACGGUCAACUCUCACAUACAUCGAAGGCUGGAAGAUCAAGAACCUUGCCAACAAACUCUUUGGCUUCAACGGCUGGAGAAGCUCUAUCACAGAUGUCACCGUCGACUUCCUUGAGGUCGAAAAUGACGGCAAGGUCACCGUCGGCGUUUCUUGCAUUGUCCGCGUUACCCUCAAGGACGGGACCUUUCACGAGGAUAUGGGAUAUGGGUCAAGCGAGAACCAGAAGAGUAAAGGCGCAUCGUUUGAAAAGGCCAAGAAAGAGGCUGUUACGGAUGCUCUGAAGAGGGCCUUGACUUCAUUCGGAAAUCUCUUGGGUACAUGUCUCUACGACAAGAACUACGCCAAGUACCUCAGCACUCAAAGGUCCGACAAGGCUAAGUACAACGAAGUAGAGUUCUACACACACCCAACCGAGGCACGGCCACAACUCCAAACAGUGAAACCUCUACCUCCAAAACCACAACAGCAGGCACAUCAACAGCAAAACAGCUUCAACCCACAGCAGAAUCAACAACAGAGCCCGUACCAGAAUCAGCAACAGCAGAAUCCCUAUCAGAACCAACAAGCGGAAUCUAGCGCAAGCUCGAGCGCGCAAACAAGCAGUUGGACAGCUGGGCAAUCGAAUCCUUACAAGCCGGCGACUUUACAGCAGGGAUUUGCUGCAGGAAAGCAGCCUCUUGGUGGUCCUUCCUUUAACGGGUCAUCAACUUCGACAUCCACUUCUACAGCGAGCUCAUUGGCACCGUCCAACAAAGCCCCUGUGACAGGCAACAACGCGGCAAGCGAAGCAGGAGCCCAGUUGCAAGCCAACAUCAAGGUUGAGGAAGAUGAUGGUAAGAGCCCUAGCGGUCACUACAGGGCACGUCGAAGCGAUUCUAAAUGUUAUUCAGAUGUUGAGCACGAUUUUGGUUGGGGCACGCUUACUGACCUUUCUGCAGACGAUCUCUUUUUUGGUCCUGAUAUCGAUGACUCUGCACCCUCUCAGGCAUUGCCUGAGAGCCCGCGGAUGAAGGAUUUUGACAACAUAGAUCUCGAUGUGGCAGAUAUGAUGAACGAUGACUCGCCCGUCAAGCCCAAGGCAACAACGCCCGACUUUGCCUCAGUUUCGAGUACUACUUCAGGAAACAACUCUGGAUUUCCUUCAACUCCAAAGCGCUCGGGAUCUUUUGGACGAUCCACUAGUAGUCCAACUCUUGUUCAAACUACGCCAACCAAACCCACUGCGCAAGAUAUGCAGCGAACACAUGGUCCACCACCAGCAGCGCCAUUCAGAGCGACCACCCCCUUCGCAGGGCUCAAUGCGCUCAAGAAUGCUGCGUAUACCCCAAAGUCAUCUUCUCCGUCAACUGGGACAGCUACGACUCCACAGGGUUCUGCGUCACACAGUAAUCAAGGAGGCGCAAACUCAACGUCCCAAAAUCAACAAAACGGAGCAAACAAUAGUUCUCGAGCUACGACACCUCUGAGCUCACACAGCGGAAGCAGCGCCAGUCGAAACCCAACGGGUGCAGCAAAAACUGCCCCCGUCAAUGUUUUGAGAGCCAACAGUCUCGCAGCUGCAAAUGGUCAGCACAGAAACAACAACACCAACAACGGCAGUAACAAUGCCGCCAGUGGAUUCCGAGCUUCAACAGGACACAACCCAGGUGCUCAGUCCUACAACGUCUCUGGCAGCAAUAAUUAUCAGCAAGGCCAUGGGCUGAAGCGACCCUUCAUCAACAAUGGCUCGCAUGACCUUCAUGGACCGGCAUCCAACAAGGAGCCCCGUUUGGACUGA